AUGGCUGUUGAAACCGCUCCUUUGGCCAAAGACGACCAUGUUGUCGUGGUCGGUGCUGGCAUCUUUGGGCUCAGUACCUCUAUCCACCUAGCGGGGCGCGGAUACACCAACAUCACUCUCUUGGAUAAACAGCCGUAUGAAAAAACUCAUUAUUCCUAUUUCGAAGGCUGCGAUGCUGCAUCUGCAGAUAUCAACAAGAUCAUUCGUUCCGCUUAUGGCUCUCAGACUAUCUACCAAAACCUGAGUUUUGAGGCAAUUCAAUAUUGGAACUCAUGGGCUGAAGAGCUUCGACAAGGAGGAGAAGCUGUGCCUCCGGGAAUGAGCGCUACGGACGACCUCUGGAUCAACAAUGGCGAUCUCUCGUGUACCGACGGCGACAGUUUGCCGGACUCCGACAAAGCGACAAUUGAUAGCAUGGAGAGGGCCGGUCAUGGAGAUACUCAACUCGUCAACGACAGUCCACAGGACUUGGAAUCUGCAACGAGAAGGGGCUUUCUUCCAAUGAUGCACCCAUUCUCCAAGAACCUUCUGGGAGUGCUGGACACCACUGGCGGUAUUACUUUGGCCGAUAGAGCCUGUCGUUUUGCUUUGCAUAAGGCAAAACGUCUUGGUGUUCGACUUGUUCUCGAUCCAACGGCUGGAAAGGUGGAUUCCUUGAUGGAAGGUCAGGGGUCCGAUAUCAUCGGUGUGCGCACCACGGAUGGAAAGUCACAUAAAGCUGCCCUAACGAUCAUUGCGAGUGGCGGAUGGACUCCAACCUUGGUUCCUUCUCUAGAUGGGCUUGCGGAGACAACUGCAGGGUCUGUCGUCAUGUUGAGCGUCCCAGAACAUCUUCGUGGACGUUUUGCCCCUACACGCUUCCCAGCCUGGUCAUACAAGAUUGGUGAUGGUGCAGAAGGCGGACUGUACGGCUUCCCCGUGGAUGAGAAUGGUGUACUGAAAAUUGGGUACCGCGGCACUAAGUACACCAACCCGAGAAUGCAACCAGAUGGCAUAGAGCGCAGCAUGCCAGUUACUCGAUGGACCGAAGAUGAAACAAUUCGUCAAAUCCCUACCCAGGCACUCGAAGUCAUACGAAGAUUCAUCAACGAAUUUCUUCCAGAGUUAUCAGGCAUCGACAUCCUAGCAACGCGUUUGUGUUGGUAUACUGACUCAUUUGACAACCAUUUCAUUAUCGAUCGAGUGUCCCAGAAGAAGGGCCUCAUGGUUGCCACAGCUGGAAGCGGCCAUGCCUUCAAAUAUCUGCCCACAAUUGGCAACUGGGUGGUGGACAUUAUUGAAGGAGUGGGUUUGGACAGACCGGCGGUGAAGGCGUGGAAAUGGAGGUCUCUAGACGAUGACAGCACGCCUGUCAACCAGCUCAUGGAAGGUUCUCGUAGUAGUCGUGCUCUUAAAAACAUAGAGCUGGCGCCAGGUGUUGCUCCUCCUGGGCCAAAGCUAUGA
Molecule: messenger RNA, 1443 nt
Organism: Colletotrichum siamense
Lineage: Eukaryota; Fungi; Ascomycota; Sordariomycetes; Glomerellales; Glomerellaceae
Gene: fap2-3
Product: L-saccharopine oxidase
Exons: 2
Coding region: 1-1443 (480 amino acids)
Molecular function (GO): flavin adenine dinucleotide binding; sarcosine oxidase activity
Source: RefSeq, a predicted model, not a curated record